AUGUGUGAUCGUGCUGGUGAUAGAGUUUCUAUUAUUCUUGAUGUCAAUUUUAAGAGUGAAUGGUUGAAAAAUUUAUUCCGAAAUUACUUUUUCAUUCAGCGAGAAUUGAAAUAUUUCAAAAUUGUUUCGUAUAUUUAUUGUAGAAAAUAUAGACGUUCAACAACGAUUGAAAUACCGAAUCAAUUAAUGGAAAAGAGAGAGUUUAUAAAGAUAUUGUUGGAAUAUUGUGGAUUAUUUAUGGAACAUUUGAGGGAUGAUAUUCAGAAUGAUAGAGAACUUGCUUUGAUUGCUGUCAAAAGUCAUGCAGAUGCCUAUUGGUUUAUAGGAGAACAUUUGAAAGCUGAGGUUGAAAUAAUAUUGGCUGUUUUGAGAAAUUCCAAAAACCAACCUUCUCGGGGAGUUACUGAACACAUUUUCACAACUUGGCCUGAGUUUAGCUUGUAUGAAGAUGUUUUAUUGAACUUGGUUGAGAAGAACAAGUAUAUUCUCAAUUAUACUGAUAAAUCACUAUUAGGGAACAAACAAUUCAUGAUGAAAGCUGUGUAUAGGAAUGAGUAUGCAAUUGAAUUUGCAAAUGAGCUAAUCAUUGAUGAAGAAAUGGCAAUGGUAGCCAUGUUAAGAAAACCAUUGAAAUUGGAUGGACUUUUCAAGUUUUUAAGAAGUGAAGAGUUUGUGAUAAAGUAUAUUGAGAGGAGUAGAAAGCCAGUGAUUUUGGAGUAUGUGGAUAUUUCAAUUCGUAAAAAUAGAACAAUAGUAUUGGAGAGUGUUAAGAAGAAUUCGGCAGAGUUUCGGUUUGCUAGUAAGAUGAUUAGAGGAUACGAUAGAGAAAUUGUUUUGUGUGCUUUAAGGAAGGAUGGAGAUUUAUUGAGAUAUGUUGAAGAACCAUUGAAAUAUGAUAAAGAAAUAGUGGAAGAAGCUAUUGGAAAGAACCCUCUAUCUCUGAGAUAUGCAGAUAGAUUUAGAGAUGAUACAGAAAUAGUACAAUUGGCAAUUUCAAAGAAUAGACAUGCUAUCGUCCAUGCCUCUAAGAGGCUUCAGGAUGAAUUCCAAUCUCAAGUUGAUGAUCAAUCCACUGAGGAGGAAUGGUCUAUUGAAAGAAAUAUGUUACAAUAUUGGAAUGAUAAAUUGUCGUUAUCGAAGGAUAAAAACGAUGCUAAGGAAGCUAUUCGACUUGGAUUCGUCCCAUCCAAUAUUAAUUAUCCUGAAAUUUAUAAGGAUAGAGAACUCAUGUUGGAGGCAAUUAAGAAGGACGCAAUGGUUUUAUUAAGAGUUGGAAAUUCAAUGGAUUUGAAUCGAUCUUUUGUCAGGGAAUGUAUACAAAACAAUUAUACAUGCCUAUUAUACAUAAGGGACCACUUUUUAUUGGAUAAGGAAUUUAUAUUGGAUGCUUGUUUAAAUUAUUCAACAUUUGAAGUGUAA
Messenger RNA from Naegleria gruberi, 1419 nucleotides. RefSeq lists its product as uncharacterized. Bases 1 to 1419 code for a protein of 472 amino acids. NCBI's taxonomy places the organism in Eukaryota, Heterolobosea, Eutetramitea, Acrasida, Naegleriidae. The transcript has a single exon. The record is from RefSeq and is a predicted model, not a curated record.